Molecule: messenger RNA, 2669 nt
Organism: Xiphias gladius (swordfish)
Lineage: Eukaryota; Metazoa; Chordata; Actinopteri; Istiophoriformes; Xiphiidae
Gene: hs3st3b1a
Product: heparan sulfate (glucosamine) 3-O-sulfotransferase 3B1a
Exons: 3
Coding region: 351-1520 (389 amino acids)
Molecular function (GO): [heparan sulfate]-glucosamine 3-sulfotransferase activity
Source: RefSeq, a predicted model, not a curated record
ACACACUGAGAGGAAGUGAUGGGAGACUACCUCAGUCCCUGACGCGUGUGUCGCUCACGAUAUUUUCAAUGUGAUUUUUUUUUUUUCUCUCUCUCUCUCUCCAGAUUUUUUGUUUUUGCUUAGAAUAAAACUGUUCCUUUUUUUAAUUUCUUUUCUUCAGACAGAACUGGAUGUGAAACAGGAGGUGAAAGCGCGCCGUACAAUUCAAUACCAGUUUCCAUAUUGGGUAGCAAUAAUCUGUGUUUGGGAAAUUGCGCAUCGAUUGUCCGCUAUCUGAGCCAUGGCAGAGGAGUGAGGCGCCUUUGCCAAAAUGCCUGCUACCUGGGAUAUAACUUUUUCACGGUGGUCCUAUGGAAUAUAGUCCAAUUUUACACAGUCUACAUGUUGUGCCAUCAUCCCACGUGAAAAACAAACUCUUUGUUUUCUGCAUAAUGCUGUCCCUUUGGGUGUAUAUGAUUUAUUGCUGUGUCGGCUACUGCUCAACUAUGCCAAACCCGACGUACGGCACGGUGAGCAGACACCGAAACGAUGCAGAGGUUGACAAUCGGGAGCCCUCUCUGGGGGCGUCCAGGGACUUACUGAAUAACGAAAACGAUUUGGACAGCAGAGGAGAAGAGUGGGACGAAAUCAGAGGCGAGGCGAAGGCGCCGGAUGAUAACGCCAUCUCAGGUUUCCUCAAUGAGUCGGAAAGUAAAAAGUUGCCCCAGGCCAUCAUCAUCGGGGUGAAGAAAGGAGGGACCCGGGCACUGCUGGAGUUUCUGCGCCUGCAUCCGGACAUCAGAGCGGUGGGAGCCGAGCCGCACUUCUUCGACCGCAACUACGACAGGGGACUGGAGUGGUACAGGUUAACUGCUCAUCUACUGAAUGCACGCUCAAAUCAAGGUCUUCUGAGUUCUACACGGGAAUUGAUGCCAAAGUCAUCAGAGGGCCAGUUGACCAUGGAGAAGACCCCCAGCUACUAUGUCACCAAGGAAGUCCCUGCUCGAAUCUACUCCAUGUCUAAAGACACAAAGCUAAUUGUAGUCGUCCGGGAUCCUGUCACAAGAGCCAUCUCAGACUACACCCAGACCCGCUCCAAGAAGCCAGACAUCCCCUCUUUCGAGAGCCUGACCUUUAAGAACGUGUCAGCAGGUCUGAUUGACACUACGUGGAGCGCUGUCCAAAUUGGCAUGUAUGCCAAGCACCUUGAGCGCUGGCUCCAAUUUUUCCCUAUGGAGCAGCUGCUGUUUGUUAGUGGAGAGCAUUUGAUUAGCGAUCCUGCAGGUGAGAUGGCUCGCGUUCAGGACUUUCUUGGUCUCAGGAGAGUGGUCACGGAAAAGCAUUUCCACUUUAACCCAGCAAAGGGCUUCCCCUGCCUUAAGAGACCUGAGGGGAACAGCAAGCCACACUGCCUGGGCAAAACCAAAGGCAGGACCCAUCCUAAUAUUGACCCAGAGGUGGUGCAGAGGCUAAGGGACUUUUAUAAACCCUUUAAUAGCAAGUUUUACCAGAUGACUGGUCAUGACUUUGGCUGGGAUUGAGAUGAAAACUAUGAUGACAGACUAAUGCUGGUACCUUGUCUGUGUUUUUGUUUGUUUUUUGUUUUUUAAAUAAUUUUAUCAUUCUGGAGAUAUUGUUAUACAGUGUCUGUACAGUAUUUGGUGGAUAUGUAAAAAGUUCAGAAGUCUAUUUUAUGAUAAUUUAUUGUUAUGAUAUUAACUCACUAAGCUGCCUAACCAGGUUUAUUCAUGAUCCACGGCACACUUUCUGUCCAGCUUUUAUUCUCAUUUACAUACAUAGACAUUUUUAUAAAAGCACAGUGUUUUUACGGGUAUUACGAGCAGGGUCAGUAUCCUUCUUUUUAUCCAUAAUUUUGGCUUCAUGUGGAUAACCGCUUCUUUUUCUUUUACUUUCCCAAAUGCCGCUUUCGCUUCACCUUAAACUGAAUGAGAUCCAACUUUGCAAAUAACUGGUAAUAUCCCCUUAACAUUUUCUUGACCCUCAGAGGUCUAUGGGCCCACUUAGUCAGGUCGAUACAGGCCUCAGCUGAUCCAGUACCACUUGCCAGGUGGAUCAAUACAGUAAUAGCUCCUAAUCAUGUCAGUUAGACCUGAGUGAUGCCACUGCCUUGGUCUCUCGAGCACUGCAAUAAAACAUGGAUCCAUUAAUGGCAGUAAGUUUAUGGUUGACCCUUGAGCCAACUUCAAGUUAACAGAAUAAUAUAAAUUUCCUCUGCAAUGUUUUGACUUAAUCACUAUUUAUACGGUUUCUACGAAGGAAUGUUGAUUAGGAUCCAAUAGAGGCUCCUGUCAUGACCCUUUUUGGAGGUUUUUAUCCUUUUUCCAAAAACCUGCUGCACACGCUUCAUAAUGCGUAAUCAUUUAUUGCUUUUUCCAAACAGAAAAUGAUUCAUAUGACUCAGUCACAUUCACUGAUCUGUACUGAAAUGGCACAUACGGAUUAUUCUGUGAAGCUGUUUUUACCACAGGUGAUACUAGAAGUGUUUAAUGAUGCCCUUACCCUGGAUACAGCCGCUGAUGAUGAGUGAUGGCCACGUGAAAAUAAGCAAUUCUUUAAAUAUUUUUAAUUCUACUUUCAGUGAUAGCUGAAGAGAAUUAAAGCCAACCUACCUUCAGCUAAUAUUUAAGUUUCAUGUAUGGUUGAGUUUUAUUCAACCUUUUUUUUUUUUU